Rhopilema esculentum is the source of this 8975-nucleotide messenger RNA. The record is from RefSeq and is a predicted model, not a curated record. NCBI's taxonomy places the organism in Eukaryota, Metazoa, Cnidaria, Scyphozoa, Rhizostomeae, Rhizostomatidae.
GGUUAAAAUAUUAUUAUCCACCAUUUUGAAUUAUUUUUAAGCUGAAGCAGAAAAGCUGAUCAGUUUGGGAGCGGGGAAACAUUUCGAUAUGGACUUCUUGUUUUAGAAUGGAAAAGUCAAGAAUGCAGCAGUCUAAAAAUCGUGCGAAAAGUCGAGGGCUUCCACCACCUGGGGAUUUUAUUGCUCUUGGCUCAAAGUCUAGAGCAUCAACCUCAGAGCUAGAUUCAAAAGCAAUGCCACCAUUGUCAAGAAAGCCAGCUCAAGUAUCAACAAGUGUUGUUUCAUCCUCUCAAGCAACGAUAGCUUUGAAAGAGAAACGAAAAGAUCUACCUGCAACACUUUCUCUCCAUGCUCCAACUUUGCAAAAGCAAGGGAAAUUACCAACUGGGCUGUUUUCACCUUCAUCUGGUAAAAACAGAAGCUCGCCACAAGGACACAGAAUUUUGGAAAAUGAUUCCCCCAUCCCUCCAGUUGUUUUGCUUGAAGCAAAUCCAGUUGAUUUGGAAUACUUAGUUAUGGAAGCUGCAGCAAUGGGCCAGAUUGAGCAAGUUGAAGGCUAUCUUUGUGGUGCAUUGAAGUCACUGAAAAUCAACAGGUUAAAGCCAGACCCAAUGCUUUACCUCACAAUAAUUGGACUGGCCAAGACAAGGCCUGAAAUAUUUCUGUCAAGGGGAGUAACAGAGCACCUGCUUAUGUUUCUGAAACGUGAAACCAGCUCAUCUGCAGUGAAGCCAAAGCCGAACCCACUUUUAACUUCCAUGGCAUGUAACAUAUUGACAAGUGCCUAUCAAAAUGAAGAUCCUUGGCCCCAGUCUUUCAUCAAGGUAUUCGUCGAGGACGCUUUAGGUGACAGAUCUUGGGUCGAUAAUGAACAUUGCAAAGGAUUUGUAGAUAACAUUUUGGCAUCCUUUGGCACAGUGUUGCCUUCAAAACCAGCAAGCAACGAUCAGCCUAAGAAAGAAGCUCAUGCCAUGGGUAUAGGAAGCGUAAUUAUGCCAAGGCCAUCAGACGAAGAGAAGAUUUUAGAGGAGUUUGGUAUAACUGUUACUGCCGAUGAGCCAUUUUCCGUGAUGCCAAGAUACUCUUCGCCAACAAUGGAGACUGCGGUGCAAUAUUAUAUCCAAGAUGUUGUGAAGGAGCAACUGAACAAGCGGCAGAUGAUAGAUGGUGUUUCCCGAAAUAUGUUGCGCUUUCUAACCUCGGUUUGCGGUUACCCCGAAGUGAGGCUGGUUGCUUCGCAGAAAAUCGAAGCUUGGCUGCAGAAUCCAAAGCUAACCCGCCCAUCUCAAGAACUACUGAUGUCGGUUGCAAUGAACUGCAAUACGCAUACAAGGGAAGAUAUUGAGGUUAUUGGGAACCUCAUCAAAAUGAGGCUGAAGACGAAGCCGAUGGCCAAUCACUACAUUUCUUGCAUCAAAGAGCUUGUCAACCAGCACCCAGACAAUUUGGGGACAACUCUGAAGCAUGUCAUCUACAAUGAGCUCAGCCAACAACGAAACCCAAACAAUAUGUCAAUUUUGCAAGUCAUAUUUCAGAUUGAGCCUGAAAAUGCUGCUAAGUACUUGGCGUUGGUUUUUCAAGAUCUCCUUGCCAACAGAGAAGACUAUAUCAAAGCGCUAAAGGCACUGUUCAGAGAGGUCGUUAGAGUGUUACGGUUCGAGAUCAAUUUUGUCGCAUUUUGCCGAGGACUCAUGCAAGAACGCAACGAUUCUUUCUUCGCUGAUCUUGAUCAACCUCUCAAGGAUCGAAUCUUUUCGUCACUAGUUUCCUUAAUAUGCAUGGCAAUGUUGGUUAGUGUUUCACCUGCUGUGAAGGAGAUCGCGGUUGCUAUGGGUAGAGGAGAAAAGAGAGAUUUAUCAGUUUUGCAAGAAUUUCAGACGCAAAUAUCCCUGAUACAAAGAGACGCUGUUUGGUGGUUUCAUACAAAAGUUCUUCAGAUGUUCACUCCUUCUGAAAAAGAUUUCAUAUCUUGUUUGAACAAAGUCUUGUUUCUUGAGGGUAACGAAUGCUAUCAAAGCAAGGAUUCAUGGCCGUCAGAAAACGAAGUUCUAUUUUUACUUCCACUGGUAAAAGAUGUCCCUUUAACUGAAGAUGCUUUGCUGUGGUUGUUGUUGCUUGGCUUGUCUGAAGAUUAUCCUAUGAACUGUGCUGACACAAUUGAUAUAGUCGAGAGGCUUGUCCAGCGAUCUGCAGUUUUAAGAACAGGGCUACAAGGGCUUGAUAUUGAAAGACAAACUGUGAUGGAAAUGGUGCUGUCACUCUGUGUUUAUUCUCAUCCAAAGGAAAUUUCGUUGCCUCAAGGAUAUCAGCCACCCCAGCUUGCCAUAAGCAAUCUCUACUGGAAAGGAUGGACGAUUCUGCUUAUUAUUGCCGCUUGUAACCCUGUGACUAUUGGUUUGGCUGUAUGGCAGUCUUACCCGACAGCAAGAUGCAUGGUCGAAAUGAUCAUCACUCGGAACUACACAUUUCCUCCGCUGGCAACUACAGAAUCUACGAUAGAUGAAAUCAAAGCUACUGAGCUGCAACUUUGUCGUGCCGAGAAGGAUGAAAUUUUACUGUUCGAAUCCCACCUGGCAGCUGCAACCAGUGGAAAAUUGAUUACGGAAGAGAAUAGCCUCCUUAUCAAUCAGCUGAUCAGCUUAGAUCCAAGCGGUCCACCACGUCGCCCUCCGCAGACCAUCAUCGAGCACCUAAAGAUACUCAAUAAGAGUCUUGGUCUCGAUUACAUGUUCUGCAAAAGUCGCAGCCCCGAUUUCCUUUUAGACAUAAUACACAGUCAGGGCUCUACACAAAGCAUGCCAUGGCUUGCAGAUUUGGUCGAAUCCAGUGAAAGCUCGUUGAAUGUAUUACCCUCUCAAUGCCUUUGUGAAUUUUUGCUAAUGAAGGACGAGAAAGCAAAGCAUCAGAAGAAGCCCCACCAUUCGCUGGACAGAAAGCUGGUGUACACAAGAGUCGUAGAACGAUUACAAUGGUUGCUGAAAAGCGAAGAAGCAACAAGUUUAAGCACAAGGGAAAUUAUGGAAUACUUUUUCAGCCGGUUGCAGUCAAGCAAUAUGAAAGAGAGGGAUAAUGCUGUCAAGGCGCUGAAAGUUAUUCUUGAUUUCCCUUCAUCAUCCAAACCAACAACCCCAAUGGAAACAGAUGAAACAGAAAACCGCUUCAAAUACGACGAUGACUUUGUGGAAUAUCACUGGCUACUCAAGCAAGUCCCAUCUUUGCAGCACUUUAGAGUUGUUGUUCCAGCUUUGAUUCUAACGAUCAGACAGGCUAUGUAUCAUGAAAUGGCCACCCUACGUCUGCAAGCCUACAUUUUAUUCGUUGCACAGCACAUCAGCGAACUCACGAAUGAUGAACUUAACGAGUUGAUCGAGGACGUUUCGCAGCUGGUUACAACUAGAGGUACCCUCUUGAACAGUCUUCUCGAUCCUGAUUCUUCACAAGGAUUAAGAACCUACGAGGCGUUGUUGUGUUUGUAUGCAUCUGCUUUAGAAAAGUCGGUUGAAAGCAACGAAUUCAGUCUGCAAUGGUCAAGUGAUCAAGAAAAAGUUCAUGUGAGUUGGUCAUCUGAAACAAUCCAUGCAAACAUGUCCGCUAAUCUCCAUGUCCGAGUUAUUCAUGCUUCAAUUGUCCUUCUCGCUUGCAGCCCAUUAAAAGAGCCAAACUCUGACUAUGGUUUUCUCUUAAACACCUGGUUUCCGGACUCAGGCAAUUACGAGGUACGCUUGGCCGAUACUGGAGAAGAGGCUCUGUUGUUGCAGGACUGGCUCAGAAUGAAAAUGGUCAUAUCCGGUGUCCCAAAACUUGUUGACACAGCUCUGAAUGGUCUCAUUCCUUCUCAACUGGUGUUGUUCAUACAGACUUUUGGUUUGCCCGUACCCAGUGCUAGCAAACUCUUGAGAUGUCUUGAUGAGGCGGCUGUCGAAGAUCCAGUAGAGCUUUUUAAAGCUGUUGUCGAUCGAGAUUACCUGUAUCAGCUCGUUGAAGUGCAGUGGGCACGAGGAGCAACAGGUGGUGAUCAGCUCUGCGAGUUCCUUGGACAGGACGGUCCAUCUAGCAAGCAAGAACCUUGUGAUCUAGAAAUGCUGGAAGAAACGAUGACUCCAUUCGGUGUUCACGUGAGCAGUCCAGAGUAUAAGAAGGAAGAGAUCAAAAGGCCAAUAAUUUUCAACAAAGAGUCACUGUUGCAGCUGCUGGGCAAACUGUUCAUAGAAGAAAACAUCAAAAGAGAGACAAUAGACACAUUUACGGAACUGAAGAAGGUAAUUGCAGUAUGCUCUGUUUCUGGCGUGAGAGACAAAACCACAACAACAUCAUUGAUUGAAGCUCUAAGCGAGAUGCUUCAGUCUGAUAUGAAAGACAAGUUCGUCAAUGCUUUGUAUGAAGACAGUCAGAAGACUUGUGCAAUUCUGAGUUUGAUAUUAAAGUCAAAAAAUAAUCUCGAUGAAUUUUGGCAGUCGAAGUUUGUUGAUGUCAUCAAACAGCUGAGAUGUGCACGAAAUUUAGGUAACAAAGUAGACACAUACCUGUCUUUGGUCAUUAAAGAUCUUGGCAUCAAAGAUAAUACAGAACAUGCUCCUGGAAAAGAACUGAAUGCGGCGUUAAUCGAUUUUCUCAAAAAGGAGAACACGAAGGUAGAACUACAGUCACUGUCUCUUCGAGUUGCCCAUUUGAUGUCACAUGGUGUACGUAAUGGAAAGUUGACUGUCCAGGACCUUGAUAUGGAUUUGAUUGUACAAGCCUGUAACUUUAUGCAAGAAAAGAAUAUGGCAGUUCUGAAGAAGUUUGUUGACGCUGUGUGCAGUUGUUUCAUUGAAUCUAAAAGCAAUGGUUUCAGUGACGCAUUCGAUAAUAUCAAGUCUUGUGUCAAGUUUCUGGUUGAAAUAUACAAAUAUGGAUCAUCGUUGAGCACCGACUUUUCUCGUGGAUUAAUCCUGGACUGGAUUGAAGUCCUUGAUCCUGAAAUUGUUCACGUAGACCCGCUAUUACAAAGAGAUUUGCUAUUCAUGGAUAAGAAAAAUGUGUCGUCUGAAAAAGGAACUGACAAAAGCAAGGCAUCUGCUUCCUAUCUCAGGGCAUUGCUGAGCCACCAAUCAAAAGACACAACACUGCUCGACUGCGUUGAUUGGCUACUUUCUGUUGACGUCAUUUCAAGCAGGCUGAACCCCACCGCUGCAUUAGAUUUGAUAAGCUCUGUUGUUCGCAAUCCGAAGCUGUGGCAGGGUAGGGACAGCAAGCUGAACAGCCUGGAUGAAGACAAAGGGCGUCGUAUAAAUGACGAAGUUAUGCUUGAUUUUUCUGUUCCACAAUUGUGCAGUUUAGCAGAGUUGAUAUUGGCAGAAAUGGAAAUGCUUUUCCAGCCGUCCAAAGAACAUAUCGAAGCGGGCCCAAGUCGCAGAACUGAAAGUGAAAAAGCAAAGGCAUCAGUUCCAGUUAAUGCUGCGGUUAUCAAGGUGGCGGAACAACGAUUGCCUCUUAUUUUGAAUCAUAUAAAAGAAUUUAAUAACAAGAAGAUGGAGAGGGUUGCCAAUUCUAUAAAGAGAAAGAAAAGAUUCUCAAAAGCAGUGGUUGGCUGUUUUCUUCACCAAAUUUACUUACAACGGCCCAAUUUGCUAUCUAUGUCAAUGCACGAAAUGUUGGUCAAGGAGUCAGCUGAUAAGAUUCUGCAAGGAGAGAGAUCUUCGGCUGAUGAUUUCUUGCACAACCUGAUGGUAUCAGUGGCAAAUACCCAGCCACUAGCGUUGUGGGAUGAUGAGUUCCAUAACCUGGUCAUGGUCUGCCGGCGAAUGGCAAUCAAGCAUCCCUUGUUAGUUAUCAGACACCUUCCAACUUUGUUAUCUGUCGUGCAAGGUCGUCAUCGUAUGGGUGCAACAGAAUUCGCUCGCUCAAAUCAACCAAUGCUGUUCACACAAAUUCUCUCUUUGCUGGACAUACUUCGACCUUACUUAUUCGUUAAGAAUCCCGUAGCGCAAGAGGGGCUUAAGCUCUCUAUUAACACUUUUAUUGAUCUCAUUCAGUCAUACGCUGUGCAAGGAACCGAAUUGAAUGCAAUCGUUACAAAAUUUGUCGAAUUCUUGAAUAAUUUUGUUGCAUAUGACAGCAGCUCGGCAUUUUCGAUUUUGUCUCCGGAAUCAGCUUUUUUCAAGGAUCUUCUCCUUGAUCACUCAGGAUUCGUUGGUUUGAAGUUCCUGUGCACAUUUUUAUCAUUUGCUGACGAUAACAUCGAUUCAAAGCAUAGGAUUUUGUCAACCCCCGUCAUCCCAAAUUUGUCGGCACCGUGGACUGAAAGGCAACUUCUUCCGUUCAGGCAAAAGCUUGCAGAUCCACAAGCCACAGAAGCUGUCCUGAAAGUCUUGAAAGACUUGGAUGAGACGUCAAGAAGGCGCGUUGACAUUUUGCCUCAUUUCUUAGACAAGUUGAUUUCAUUUUUAACAUCAAACUACUCUGAAAUCCGAGACCAAGCCCACAAGCUAUUGCUUCGUCAUUACAGGCAUCAACCAAGGGAUACUAACUUGCUGGUUGACGCCUACUUGAAAGCUUUGCAAGCGGGGAGUCAAGAUGUUGUUAUGUCUGCUGCAAAAGGCAUUCCCGAGCUUGUUCUUCUCGUUGAUGAUGGGGACCUUUCUCUUCUUCAGAAGCUUUUCGCCAUUGCAACUUCAUCUCGUCCUGAAGUAAAGGAAUUCGUUACAAAAUCGAUGCAAAAUCUGAACAUUGACUUACAAACUGAUAGCUAAACAUUUCUCUUUUAUGACAAAUACCUUUUUGAUAUGUAGUUAUUGAUUUAUAUUAUUUUCCUUUAAAGUUGUACCUGACGAACUUGUGCGUGCUAUUUAAGUGCUUUCAAAAUCAGCGUUGCUUGGCUGAAAAAAAAACAAAGCAACGAAAUUCAGAUAAAUCCUUUCAGCCAUGAACCACCGAAGUAGUUUAGUUUUAAAUAAAUCUAAGAUGCCCUUAGCCUAUUCGAGAUUUGAAAUAUCUUUGCUAUUGCAUAAUAAAAUGUCACAUGGCAAGACAAAAUCGCAAAUAUAGAGAACCAGCGACGUGCAGGCCUACCAUCAAUGGCGGACAUUCUGAUUCAGAAGAACCUUUUAUGGCUGGGUCACGUGCACAGGAUAAAAGAUGACAGGCUCCCUAGAUAGCUGUUGAAUUCUCAACUCUGCAAGGGUAAACAAAGCACUUGAAGGCCCAGACUCAGAGCCAAGGAUGUUACCAAAAGGAACAUGAAGGGGCUCAAAGUAAACCCAAAGCAAUUACAGCAAAUAGCGAGAAAUCUAGCUUACUGGAGUGAAGUCAUAAAACCUAAUCCUGAUCCAUAGAACAGUCCUCGUUGCAUCGACUGAUUGGAAAAGAGAGACAUCAUUAAAUUGAAAAAUUUCCUUUAAAGUUAUAAACUUGACUGUUUCAAAGCAGUAAAGAAUUUUAUGAUACUAUUUGCUGUGUAUUCAACAAUAUAAAGCCUGCUCAAAUAUUUUUUCUCCCUGAGGUGAAAAAGGAGCAUGUCAAAAUGGAAAUCAUUGAAAGUAAACAUUAGAAGAUUUUGGGUAUAUUUGAUUGGAAUAAAGAAGCUUUAGAUCACGUGUGUCAACCAAGAACUUUAUAUUUUCCAAGUUAAUAUUCAAUUAUUUACUGGAACAAAAGCGUCUAGUUUACCUACGUUAAAAACCUUCAUAUAUGCCUCCUAUAGAUCAUAUCAUAUUUAAUCUUAGUAAAUUUUAGCUUUUCUCAAGCUUAGUAACUGUAUUUAUCAAGAAACUUUGGUUGCUUAAUUUUCCAUUCGAAAAAAGCCUACGAUAUUUCCAUAGUAGAUGCAUGAUUCAUAAAGCAAGGUUUUUGGCAUCUCUGUUGAUCUUUUCUGCAAUAAAGGCAAGCCUAUAGCCUUAGUAACUUUGAUUGAAUAUUUGUACUUAUAUGGAAACUUUGGUUGCUUAAGGAAGAUGGCUGUUACAUUUCUAAGGUAUGUACAGGAUUUAUAAUUCACCAUUUAUGAGUUUUUUGUGGUUCAUUCUUUUGAGAAUAUUGCAAGCCUAUAGGCUUAGUUUGCUUCAGUUUUUUGAAACUGAUUUUUUUUACUUAGAGGCAAUUUUAGUUGCUUUUUGGAUAAGAAGACGGCCGUGCUACAUUUCUUAUGUAUUUGCAUGCUUUAUAAAAGACUAUUUAUUAAUUUCUUUGUAGGUCAUUUUGUCGAGAUAAUUACAGCCCUAUAGGCUUAAUUUAUUUUUACUGCUUUCAAGCUAAGUAUUUGUACUUUUCAGGAAACGUUGGAUGCUUUCUUGGCUUUUGAAGACGGCCUGUUGCAUGUCUAAGGAAACGUUGGGUGCUUUCUUGGCUUUUGAAGACGGCCUGUUACAUUUCUAAGGAAACGUUGGAUGCCUUCUUGGCUUUUGAAGACGGCCUGUUACAUUUCUAAGGAAACGUUGGGUGCUUUCUACUAUAGGCCUAGUAAAUAAGAGCUUUUUCAAGCUAAAUUCGCGACAGGCACCCAUGCACGUGGCAGAUUCUAGGGGAAAAACAAAACAUCAAGAUAACAUCAGAUUUGGCAUUAUUUAUGGAUUAUCAAUGAUUUGAUCGGAUGCCCAGCAAUUGAGUUAUGAAUAAUUUGAAAUUUUGGUCUAGGAUUCCUGCAAAUCAUGGCAGAGGAAUAGCAUCAGUGCCACAAAAAGAGAGGUUGCGUUUUGGAUAAUACAGGAAGAAGGCAAAGCACAUUUCAUCGUCACUACCCAUUCCACCCUACAAAUGAUAGUAUUAAAGGGUUAAUAUUGUCAAAUAUUUUCAAAAGGCAAUAUUGUCAAAUGAUGACGAUGCUGAUCACGAUUAAUGAUUAUGAUUGAUGAUGAUUCAAUGCUUGAUAUUUAUAAUGACUUUUAUGAUUCAUGGUUGAUAAUUAUGAAUGAUUAUUAUGAUUUAUUACUGAUGAUUUAUGAUUGAUGAUGAUGUAAUGCUUGAUAUUUAUAAUGACUAUUAUGAUUUAUGAUUGAUAA